Messenger RNA from Durusdinium trenchii, 802 nucleotides. The record is from the annotation of a GenBank genome assembly. Lineage: Eukaryota; Dinophyceae; Suessiales; Symbiodiniaceae.
AUAUAUAUAUAUGUAUAUGUUAAUCUAUCAUGUUUAUUUGCGGAAUUUGUCCCAUCAGUCCACAACCGCCAUUACAGUUUUGGACACAUCAAUUGGAAUAGCUGCAAGUUCUUGAUACUCAUACAGGCGGCAUUUAAUUGACAUGUGUCUAAUUUGUGGUUGAUUCUUUUAGAUUUGCUCAUAGAUCACAAGGUGCCAUCCACUGUUCCACUGUCCAGGGAUGGUUUGGGCCAUUCCCAGUGGCACCAUCCACUCCUUCCACACCGAUUCAGACGAGCUCAAUGUCAUCGCGUAUCAUCCUGAUACGGACUGGGGGCCCAUGGAUGAGAACCAUCCAAUGUUAAACCGAACUUGGGUCGAUGGCGAGAAGAUUGACAACACGCGCGGGCGGCACGAGCGGGCGGAUCUCUUUCAGACCGAGCAGUCUUUGGUUCAGCUUCUCUGGACAUACCCCAUCCAACGGUUGGAGCUGGAUGAAAGGGAUGAAGCCAAGCAGAUGCAGGAGCGAAGUUGGAACUUUGGGAUUGCGAUUCUGGAUGAGGAGGAGGGUCCGCCGGUGGAGGUGCGUGGUGCGCCGGGACGCUACCGGGUGAGCUACCAGAGAAGCGAAGCGGGAAGGAAGCAGCUGCACGUGCGCGCGGCGGAAAAAGUGGUGGCUUCAGUGUGCUUUCUGGUUCGUGGAAUCCAGGACUUCAGGGUGCGGAAUGCAAGUAGAAGGAUUGAAUGUGUAUUAAAAUUAGAUUCCCUGCACCAGUUGCGAAAGCAGCCUGGAGAGGUGUUGCUCAAGUUUCCAGAAGUUUAA